Molecule: messenger RNA, 2814 nt
Organism: Anolis carolinensis (green anole)
Lineage: Eukaryota; Metazoa; Chordata; Lepidosauria; Squamata; Anolidae
Product: C-C chemokine receptor type 4
Exons: 2
Coding region: 128-1210 (360 amino acids)
Biological process (GO): inflammatory response; cell chemotaxis; G protein-coupled receptor signaling pathway
Cellular component (GO): external side of plasma membrane; membrane
Molecular function (GO): C-C chemokine receptor activity; C-C chemokine binding
Source: RefSeq, a predicted model, not a curated record
CAUUACCUUACUUUUAGGCAGCUUUGUUCAACUUGAUAUCUCAUCAACACCACUUCCUGAGAAGAUUCAUUACUCUUCAGUGAGACAUUUCUCCCUAUGUUGUAAAUUAGAAGGGUUCAAAAAGAAAAUGACCUCUACUUCAGAUGCUGCCACCAUCUCCACAGGAUAUUACCCAGCAUAUUCCUUAUAUGAUGAAGGCUAUGAAGAUGGUCCUGAACCAUGCAGCAAAGAUGGAGUAAAGAGAUUUAGUUCUUGGUUCCUUCCCACAUUUUACUCACUAGUGUUCUUCCUUGGUUUGGCAGGAAACACACUUGUCCUUUUGGUACUGUUCAAAUACAAGAGGUUGAGAAGCAUGACGGAUAUCUAUCUACUCAAUCUUGCAAUCUCCGACUUGCUUUUUGUUUUCGCUCUUCCUUUCUGGUCAUAUUUUGUUGCUGAUGAAUGGGUGUUUGGAGAUGGCUUAUGUAAAUUCAUCUCUUGGGUUUACCGGACUGGCUUCUACAGUGGGAUCUUUUUUAUCAUGCUCAUGAGCAUUGAUCGGUACUUUGCUGUUGUUCAUGUUGUGUUUGCUUUGAAAGCAAGGACCGUCAGCUAUGGUACCCUUGCAAGUCUUGUCGUCUGGCUAGUGGCCAUCACAGCUUCUUUUCCAGAGCUGAUAUUUAGCGAAGCUAAGAGUGACUAUAAUCAUACUGAAUGUAAGUCAGUAUACGGCAAGAAUGACACAAUGUGGAAGCUUUUUACCGCUUUAGAAACCAACAUUUUGGGCCUUCUUAUACCGUUCAUGGUCAUGCUGUUUUGCUACACACAUAUUGUUAAGACCUUAAUGCACUGCAGAAAUGAAAAGAAGAAGAGGGCUGUGAAGAUGAUAUUUGCUGUGAUGAUUGUGUUUUUUGUGUUCUGGACCCCUUACAAUAUUGUCCUCUUCCUGCAGUAUUUGUUGGAUGUUGACAUUCUUACAGGAUGCAGCAUCAGCAAAAACCUGGACUAUGCAGAUCAAGUGACGCAGACUCUCGCGUUUUUUCACUGCUGCCUCAAUCCAGUCAUCUACUUCUUUAUGGGACAAAAAUUCAAGAAGUACAUCAAGCUGUUCUUUAAGAACUGCAUCUUGACUAAAAGAGUGUGCAAACCUUGUGGGCUCCCUGAUACUCUUUCCUUUGAAUCCUCGAGCUCGUUCCGCACUCAGUCCACAAGUGAAGAAGAGGCUCUCUGAAGAUCCAGGAAGAAUAUUUGGUGAGAACAGGCCAAAAGAUCACACUUUAUACACUGGAUCAGUGAUAGCUAUACUUUCAACCCAAAACCUUCACAUGCUGACAAAUAAGCACAGUCUACAACAACAGUUUUGAGUAUGGAAGAAGAGAAGAAAAGCUCAGUAUCUUUGGGGAAAGCUGUCACGAAAAAUUCUCCCAAGACCUAUUAAAUUAUCUCUCAUCUGCAGUGUGUUGAACUUAAAUGUCUGACAUUUAAAUAUCUGAUAAGGUUUUCAAUUAUCUUGCAGGUCUCCUAUCAUGUCACCAUUUAAUAUAGAAUCAUAGAAUCAGAGUUGGAAGAGACCUCUUGGGCCAUCCAGUCAAACCCCCUGCCAAGAAGCAGGAAAAUCACAUUCAAAGCAUCCCCGACAAAUGGCCAUCCAGCCUCUGCUUAUAAGCCUCCAAAGGAAGCUCCACCACACUCCAGGGCAGAGAGUUCCACUGCUAAACAGCUCUCCUAAUGUUCAGGUGGAAUCUCCGUUCCUGUAGUUUGGGGUUUUCUUUCCUGCCUGGAGAUUUUUCUACCUUUGGAGACAAGAAUGUCUUCAAAGCAAUUCAACAUCCCUUGCUAAUCAAGGUGAUCAAUUGCAACAUUCACACUUGCCUCCAACAGACAAGAGAUCUUUCUCCCACUCUGGACAUCCCACAGAUAUAUAAACCCCACUUGUCAAGUUUCCAACAAACCUCACAACAUCUGAGGAUGCCUGCCAUAGAUGUGGGUGAAACGUCAGGAGAGAAUGCUUCUGUAACAUGGCCACACAGCCCGGAAAACUCACAGCAACCCAGUGAUUCUGGCCUGGGACUUGCUGUGAGUUUUCAAGACUGUAUCGCCAUGUUCCAGAAGCAUUCUCUCCUGAAAUUUCACCCACAACAUAUUGCCCCCACUCUUAUCACUGGGAUGCUUUAUUAGUCAUAUAUCUCAAAUGCACAAGAUAUGCAUUAGGGUCCUUUGUAUGAUCAUGGUAUUGUAGACAAAUGUCAUUAAAAUUAGUAUAUGUGCAUAUUGAAAGGCAAGGAUCAGAGCUUGGAAGUGUUACGUUUUGGAUUACACUUCCCAGAUAUCAUGGCACCUGUAGUUCAAAAAUGUACCAUUGGUAGGAUUACAACCAUGAAGUAAAGAUUACAUACCCACGGAUACAGAGAGCCUUCUUCAAAAGACAGACUGCCACAAAAAAGGAAUUAGCAGACCAAUGAAGACUAUCUUUCUUGAAUUCAGUGUUGAUUCUGCCCAUGAUAACUGUCAGGAUUCUAUGAAGUUCUCCUGCCUCCCUUUCACAGCCUUCAUUACGAGAAAUAAGGGUAUUAUUCCAUGUCCCUUAAAAAACUCUGUGUAUGUGGGGGUUUUUUUGGGGGGGGGGGUGUUGCCAAGCCUGAUCACCUUGCAAUGUGACUUUGAGGUUUUAAGGGGGGGCGGGCGGUAUAGCACAAGAUCUGCAUGCAUAUUGAGGCCUGUGUGUUAUUACGGCAAAUGUGUGAACUCAAUGAAAAUAUUUUAAGUGUGUAUCUUUACUUAACAAUGAAUGUGCUUUGUUUUUUUAAAAAAAAUAAAUACCUUGUGUGAAAAGAA